AUGGGGGCGGUGCCAAGCCGGGAGACGAUGCAGCGGGGGCUGUACGUUCUGCGGCCACCGGCGGGCGGCAGUGUCGGAGGCAGCAAGAAGCAGGAAAUUGUGUUGAUCCCGCUGACGAAGGAGUUCUUUCCCUCCCCUGACUGCGCUCUCUUCGUACAGUUCCACAAGACCCGGUGCGAUGCGGGGGUGAACUACUACUUUCGCCGCCCGGGUUCCCCGGGCGACCUGAGCCGGAUACCGGCCACCGACAGCAGCGACGGGGAGUCGUCCAACCCGUCACGGGAGGCGUUAUACAGCGGGGUUGUGGAGCGGGUGGAGGAGAUGCUGUUUGACACUGACGAGGAAAUGCGGCAGGCGCACGAGCGUGCCGCGGGGCUGAUCUCCCCGGAUAGCGGCAGGGCCAAAAAACGCGUCCUUCCCAUCAUAUGUGCUGUUGCCUUUCGCUACAACCCUAGCAAGCUGGCACAGCAAAACAGCAACGCCAGCAUCAACGCUUCACAUCAGCUGCAGGCGGUGCUUGAGCAGGGGGUUUACCUCUGCGGGUCGAUUGUGAACAUCGUCGGCUGUUUCGGGUUCGUGCCCAUGGAGGUGGAGGGGGUGCAGGUGGCCGCCGCGGGCCUGGGCAGCGCCAGUGCGGGCAGUCAAGCAUACUGCACCGCGCCAAGCCCACCAUGCCCCUCCUUGCGUGAUGGAUUGCUUCUCUCGGACCCUCGGAACCAAAUCCUCAGCUCUGGAAUGCAGACCCCCGCGAUACCACACCCGAAACUAUGCGAGGACCAGUUGAGUCUUUCCACCGGCCAUUACCCGCACCCUCCUGUGCAGCCCACUCUGGCAGUUGCUUCCUCUUUGGCGUCAUCGCCGUCGUACAACCCACACCAGCGGGCGCCCCAGCAACAACCUCGUGUGCCCGUGCCAGGAGCAGCCGGGCUUAUUCACCUGGGCGGCAUCGCUGGGGCAAACUAUGACCAUUUCGUCUCGCUACCGCCUCCUGUGGCGGCACCGUUGGCGGCGAUUGUUUUCCUCACAAAAUCUGCGGGCGAACAAAAUCUCAGUCGCGUCACUUUGAUGGCAGCGGAGAUGUACUACAACCAACUCAUUGACGCUGGCUUGCUGCAGCGCUCCGCAAAGCAAACAACGCAUUCCUCGUAUUACGCGGGGUCCAGUAUGCCACCCAUGGACACGUUUAGUUUUUCCUCACUCAUGACGAAUGUGCCUAUUCUCUCCUUUCUGCAUGAGAUGCGCUGUCGCUUGGGGCACGUGGGUAUUGACCCUCACUUUGGCAGCCCCCAGCAUUCGCGUUCGAGCUCGCUAAACAGUUCCACAUCUACACUUCCUGGCACCCCUGUUGGGCUUGCUGACCCCACCGAGUUCGAGACGUGGAUCACCGAGGACAACAUGUUUCACGGUCGCAUUGGGAAGCAGUUGGCGGAGCAGCUCUGCCUUUCGCUGGCGGAGCACCCGGAGAUACUUGCGCGGCGUGUGGAGCCGCUUCCCUCGGAUGACACCUACUGGCGCUUCCGCGGACUUGUGGACCGCCACCAUCCCCCGCCGCUUCCCCUCAGCGAGGGUGGCACCACACCUGUGGAGAAGCUGGACGUGUACGUCAUGGGGGCUGCAGUGGUGGACGGGUUUGACGAGGGGGACGUGCUGCGCUACGACGCUGAGGUUGGACUGUGGGUGGCAGACCGCACCAUCCCGCUCGACGCGGUGGUGCUUGCGGCGAUGCGGCCGCACUGUAAGUCUGCACGCGAGGCCCCGCCGGAUGACCCUGGCUGGGUGGUCACAGUGCAGGAGGUUCAAGAGGGUGACGAGGACGGCGAUGCGACCGAGGUGCAGGCGGAGGCGGAAGAUGGAAGUAUGAACAACAACCUUGAAGAGCGGCUGGACGCGGUGGAGGGCGCAGGGAAAAGGCGGCACAAACAUGUUCAUGUGCGGGAUGGAAAUUUUUACAUCUACCGCUUCGAGUUGAAUGGCAGGACGUACUACCACGGCACGGUUCCCAACUUCGCGAACCCCAACAAGGGGUGUGUGCAGGGGGCGUCGCUUUUGUCGGCCCCGCGCAGAGACGGCGCCGCCGCCGAGGUGAGGCCUGCACCACCGCCUUCCGCGGGGCCCGGCGCGGGAGAUGCGUCGAAGUCGGGCGUGUGGGGGAGGGGCGGAAAUGGGGGGCCCAGGCAAGUCUUGCCCUCCAUCACCUCCGCCCUUUUUUCGCUUGUGCCGGACGGCGCCGGGGACGAGGUGCAGGAGGGCGGUGUCUCGUACCUCCCCACACGUGUCACCUCCACGGCGGUCGACACGGCGAAGCGGUGGAUGGGAACACUGUUUCAGUACGCUGCGAAUACGCGCCAGGCCUUCGCUGGAGUCGGUGCGGGUGCCGUGAAUGGGGCAGUUUCACGCUCGCCGCACCUUACGUCCCCGCCAUGGAUUUCAACCCCUCUGAUGCGGCGGCAACCGACGUUUGUUGAGGUAGGGCCCGAGGCAGUCCAGAGCGCGGCGUCGCAACGGCAUACGGUGGAGGAGAAAAACGGGUUCGUUAAACGCUUUAUACAUGAUACGCGAUAUGUGUGGGAUUGGCGGAAGUCUUGA
Molecule: messenger RNA, 2586 nt
Organism: Trypanosoma rangeli
Lineage: Eukaryota; Euglenozoa; Kinetoplastea; Trypanosomatida; Trypanosomatidae
Exons: 1
Coding region: 1-2586 (861 amino acids)
Source: RefSeq, a predicted model, not a curated record